This is a messenger RNA of Tripterygium wilfordii, 435 nucleotides long. RefSeq names its product dirigent protein 4-like. The coding region runs from base 1 to 435 and encodes 144 amino acids. The transcript has 2 exons. The record is from RefSeq and is a predicted model, not a curated record. Lineage: Eukaryota; Viridiplantae; Streptophyta; Magnoliopsida; Celastrales; Celastraceae.
AUGAAAGGAAGAGUAAUAAUCUUGGCCUUACUGGCUUUGAUGUGCUGCAUCAACACUGGAUUGGCACACAAACAAUCAUACUACACACAGAGCAGACCAUAUGUUCACAAGCAGAAGCAAGUCACCAACCUCCACUUCUACUUCCACGAGACUAGCAAUGUCAAAAACGCCACUGCAGUCAUCAUGGUCAAACCCGCCACCAACGACACCUUCCUAGGAAGUGAUCGGGAAGGCAUAGGGAAUAGAAAGUUUAAUGGGAGCUCUAUUAAUGUAUUGUCGAGGAAUUCGAUUUUGGACCUGGAACGUGAUCUUGCGGUAGUUGGAGGUACAGGGAAAUUCAGGAUGGCUAAAGGGGUUGCCAUGGUUAAGACCUAUUUUGGGAAGCCUAAUGUUGCUGACAUUGUUGAGUAUAACAUCAAAUUGGUUCAUUAUUAA